This is a messenger RNA of Clunio marinus, 219 nucleotides long. The record is from the annotation of a GenBank genome assembly. NCBI's taxonomy places the organism in Eukaryota, Metazoa, Arthropoda, Insecta, Diptera, Chironomidae.
AUGAUUAGUUGGAGCGAGAGGGAAAUUUAUGAACCUUUAGAUAAUUUAUUAGCUUAUGGAAAUUUUUUGUCUUAUAUUAUAAACUCAACUCUAUUUACUAACGCUUCUGUUGUAGGAAUCUCGAAAAGAAUGAGAGAUGAAGAAGUGAGAUUUAUGAAGCAAAAUAAAUUAUUACAUCUCUACUUAGCGUUUAAAGCGAGAUUAAUAUGCAAGAAUUAA